Molecule: messenger RNA, 565 nt
Organism: Perognathus longimembris pacificus (Pacific pocket mouse)
Lineage: Eukaryota; Metazoa; Chordata; Mammalia; Rodentia; Heteromyidae
Product: cyclin-dependent kinase 2-associated protein 1-like
Exons: 1
Coding region: 5-334 (109 amino acids)
Cellular component (GO): cytoplasm; nucleus
Source: RefSeq, a predicted model, not a curated record
GGGGAUGUGGUACAAGCCCAACUUGGCCGCGCACAUGCCCACUGCCGCCCUCAACGCCGCUGGGAACGUACACUUGCCGUCCACCAGCAUGGCAGCAUCCUCCCAGUACCGCCAGCUGCUGAGUGACUACAGGCCGACCUCGCUGGGCUACACGCAGGAAACUGGGAGCAGUCAGGGGCCCCAGAGCAGGUAUGCAGAGCUGCUGGCCAUCAUUGAAGAGCUGGGGAAUGAGAUCAGACCCACCUACGCAGGGAGCAAGAGCACCAUGGAGAGACUAAAGCGAGGCAUCAUUCAAGCUGGAGGCCUGGUUCGGGAAUGCCUGGCCAAGACCUAACGGAAUGCCAGAUCCUAGCCCCCUGCAAGAGGAGCAGGCACAGCGGCUCUCCUGAUCUAAUGAAACUCUUGUUUUCAAAAUGAUUAACAGUUUAGUAUUUUCUCCUUUGGUUCACUGAGCUCUGAACCUGGUCUUGAAGAAUGGGAAAAGAUUUCUCAGUUAAUUAGAAUUUGCAUUUUAAGAGAUUACAAAUGAUUCAGGGUUGUUGUUUUUAAAGCACUGAUUUGAGAA